AUGGCCUUAUUGGAGCUGAAGCACAGAGGAAUUGUGUUUGCACACUAUGGUCCAAUCUGGAAACAGCAGAGGAGAUUCUCCCAUUCGACACUUCGUCACUUUGGUCUGGGCAAGCUCAGCCUGGAGCCCAAGAUUAUUGAGGAGUUCAUGUACGUGAGAGAAGCAAUGCAGAAGCACGGAGAGGCCCCCUUCAGCCCCUUCCCUGUCAUCAGCAACGCCGUCUCCAACAUCAUCUGCUCCCUGUGCUUCGGUCAACGCUUCGAUUACACCAACAAGGAAUUUAAGAAGGUGCUGGAUUUCAUGUCUCGAGGGCUAGAAAUAUGCUUGCAAGGUCAGCUCUUCCUGAUCAACAUAUGCCCCUGGUUUUACUACCUUCCCUUUGGGCCGUUUAAGGAACUAAGGCAAAUCGAAAGGGACAUAACCUGUUUCCUUAAAAAUAUCAUCAAAGAGCAUCAAGAGUCCCUGGAUGCCAGCAACCCUCAGGACUUCAUAGACAUGUACCUUCUGCACAUGGAGGAAGAGAAGAAAACCAACAAGAGCACCAGCUUCGAUGAGGACUACCUGUUUUACAUCAUCGGGGACCUCUUCAUUGCUGGCACUGACACGACAACCAACUCUCUGCUCUGGUGCCUGCUGUACAUGUCACUGAACCCCGACGUGCAAAAAAAGGUUCAUGAAGAAAUUGAAAAGGUCAUUGGUUGCGACCGCGCACCGUCCCUCACUGACAAGGCCCAGAUGCCAUACACGGAAGCCACCAUCAUGGAGGUGCAGCGGCUGUCCAUGGUGGUGCCACUUGCCAUUCCUCACAUGACCUCGGAGAAAACAGUCCUCCAAGGGUACACUAUUCCUAAAGGGACAGUGGUCCUACCCAACCUGUGGUCAAUACACAGAGACCCAGCCAUUUGGGAGAAGCCAGAUGACUUCUGUCCUCAUCGAUUUCUGGAUGACCAAGGACAACUUUUGAAAAGAGAAACUUUUAUUCCUUUUGGAAUAGGGAAGCGGGUGUGUAUGGGAGAGCAGCUGGCAAAGAUGGAGUUAUUCCUGAUGUUCGUGAGCCUCAUGCAGAGUUUUACCUUUGCUUUACCCGAGGGUUCCGAGAAGCCCAUCAUGACAGGGAGAUUUGGUCUAACCUUGGCCCCACAUCCUUUUAAUGUGACCAUCUCAAAGAGAUGAAGCAGCCCUGAGAAGAGAGAGGGGGCAGGCUCCACGCACUCAUCCUAGACAGCAUUCCUGGUGCUGUUGAGCAUGGACCUCGCAGUUCUGCACAGCCAGGAGAGGCCCCAGAUGAGAGACCUCGAGGGAAUGGGUGCCAUACCACGGAGGCCUCCUCAGCAGGACUCUCAAGUGUCUGGUGGUGCCCACUGUCCACGAGGAAGCAUGGCCACUCGGCUUAGUUGUGUGGAUUCCAUCGGGAAGCAGUGCUUCUCAUCUCUCACGUCAUCCCGUGGUAAAAUGAGAUAAUUUUCUUGACUCCGGGGACUGAAUGUUUCAUGAAGUCUCUGCUAUUGGCAGAUGCUGGGCAAUUCAGUAGAUCUGCCUUCAAACCUCCCAAGGCCCCUGACAACACUGAGUGUCAGCAUGGACACUUGGUCAGAGUGGAAUUCAGGUCUAGGUUAUAUUGAGGUAGACCUUUUUUCCUUUCUUUAGAUUUUUUUUUUCUUUUGUAUUUUUUUUUCUAGCAUAGAUUCACUGUUAGUUUCUUUGGGCUUGUCUUAUGAGUAUUGAUUUUGUUUAGGGCUGGGUCCUUUUUAUAGAGCUAGGAUGAAAUGUCCCCUAACCCAGUCUGUUGAGGAAAAAGAAAAGCAUCCUCUUGAGAUUCUUGUCCUCCUGUGUGUCUACUGUCUGUAGCCUCGUGAGCGGUGAGCCUGGCUGCAUGGCACAGGCCGGCCCUGUGUAGGUGAGUGCAGAGCACCUGACUGGGGCCCAGGAUGCUGGGCUCGGGAGUGUGGUAAUGGGGUUGUGGAUUUGGUCCAGAGGGGACUUCUCACUCAAGUGAUUCAGAACCUUCCUCUCCUGUGCCAUCAGCCAUAGUGUGACUGACUCACUCUUCAAGACAAGAAGCCAUUUAUUUCUUGGAGCCCUCUAAUGGCUCCUCCAAGGGCCACAUGGAAACGUGGGAAUGCACUUUUCAUAAUGGUGGACUACUAUUGUCCUCUUGCUGCCAGGGGUAAGGGAUGAUUGGUGGCAAAGCCAGCGUGCUUGUGUCUGGCCCCUCCUCGGGUCUCCCCCCCCCCCCCGUACUGUGAAGGAACCGUGGGAAUGCUGAGCCUUUCCUAGAGAAGCUCAGUACUGAAUGCUUUGUGCGUAUGUAAUCCUCACACUAAGGGAGCCGAGGCUUCCCAGUGCUAAGGCCCUUAAUUAAAUAGUGCCAUCACUGGAUCUCUAAGCUACUUGGCCUUGUUACUGGAAAGGACUUUCUGAGCCCUUUCUCAGUAUUACGCCACAUGGUCCUAAAGCUGUCCUCCGUUACUUGUGCCCCUCUUUGUCCCCAUUAAUUCCUUGGGGCAGACUUCAUGCACUGCCUCCUUACCAUGCCUGAUUUCUUUCUGGAUGCCCAGGCAACGUGGGAGUGAGUUAGGAAAAGUUAUUAAAGGGAAAAGCUCACCCACGGUUUAUUACAGUCAGUCCAGGACAGCUUUAAAACACAGUAUAAUUUGUCCUACCAGUGUUUAAAAAUGUACUAGACUUUUGUUUACCAUUUAAAGUAACCAUUUUAGGCAAAUUUAGGAUGACGCCUUAGCUGCCAAAACAACACAGAAUGAAAGCUUCCAGCAGCUUCCCACAGCCUGCAUCCACAGGCUGCUUGCUGGGGACCCAGCUUGCCACUGACUGAGGCGCUCGUAAAUGCUUGCUAAGGGGGAAUAGCAGCUGCUGAAUAAAAACCUCACGUGAGUAAAAAGGAGAACGUGGAAUAUUGUAAAACCAGGCGUUGAUUAAUGUUUGAGUCUAUAUUCUUUUUAUUAUCCACAAUUCUGUUUCCCUUUUUAUAAAUUAUAAUUAAUUACUUUCAAAGUAGAUGAGUGGAAUACAGGCUAAUCUUUAGGUUCCCUGAAGACUGUUGUUUAGGCCAGCACACUAUAGAAGAGGGACUGAGGAUGUACACAUUGUGGACCAGGUACUCACUGAGCAGGCUGUCCUGAUCAGACCUCCACGUCUGCAGGCCCCUGACUCCAUGACUCCUACUUGGAUUUCUGGACCUAACCAAAGAUUUCACAUCAUACUUGACAAGGACUUCUGCCUUCUCUGAGAUGACAUCAGAAUCCCACGAUUACCCAGCAGGUUAACACCGUGCCUCAAGCUGUUAACGCUGUGGAAACCCCAUUACUAACGCUGCUGCAGAGGGACCGGCUCUUUCCGAGCCUACUGCUGUUUGACAGUUUUGCACUUGAUGUUUCAUCUGAAGUGUAAAAUUAACUGUUGUCAGUUUUCUAGUCACGAGGUCCAGACCUCGUCUGUGGUGGAGCUCUUGGUGAUCCUAUUAAACCUCUUA
Molecule: messenger RNA, 3490 nt
Organism: Arvicanthis niloticus (Nile rat)
Lineage: Eukaryota; Metazoa; Chordata; Mammalia; Rodentia; Muridae
Gene: Cyp2u1
Product: cytochrome P450 family 2 subfamily U member 1
Biological process (GO): xenobiotic metabolic process
Cellular component (GO): cytoplasm; intracellular membrane-bounded organelle
Molecular function (GO): oxidoreductase activity, acting on paired donors, with incorporation or reduction of molecular oxygen, reduced flavin or flavoprotein as one donor, and incorporation of one atom of oxygen; heme binding; steroid hydroxylase activity
Source: RefSeq, a predicted model, not a curated record